Molecule: messenger RNA, 1346 nt
Organism: Rubroshorea leprosula
Lineage: Eukaryota; Viridiplantae; Streptophyta; Magnoliopsida; Malvales; Dipterocarpaceae
Source: the annotation of a GenBank genome assembly
GUUAACUCAACUUCACUGUCACGUGCACUUCGUUAAUAAGGUCAUCAUCAUUUCAGUACCAUGGCCUUGGAGCAGUUAGCAUCGAUUCCGGCUCUCAAUCCCGUUAACGGCGAAUCUGCCGCCGUCGAGGAACCCCGUCUGCCUUCCGGUGACGGUGGGGAGAACGUAGGUAAGGCCCCGAGGCUUCCUAGAUGGACAAGACAGGAGAUACUCGUGCUCAUCCAGGGAAAAAGGGUAGCCGAGAAUCGGGUCCGGCGGGGUCGUGCUGCUAGCCUGGCUUUUGGGUCCGCUGUGGAACCCAAAUGGACAUCGGUCUCGUCUUACUGCAAGAGGCACGGGGUGAACCGGGGCCCGGUUCAGUGCCGAAAGAGGUGGAGUAAUUUGGCUGGAGAUUUUAAGAAAAUCAAGGAAUGGGAGAGUAACAUAAGGGAUGAAAUGGAAUCCUAUUGGGUGAUGCGGAACGAUUUGAGGAAGGAGAGGAAGUUGCCUGUGUUUUUUGACAAGGAGGUUUAUGAUAUCCUGGACAGCGGUGGCGGCCCAACAGUCUCGACUUCAUCCGUUGCGCCCGGAUUGACUCUGGCUCUAACUCCUACUCCUACGUCGGAGGAUACGGAGACAAUUCUCGACAGCGGGAGGUGCGCCGCGGCGGAUGAUGGUUUGUUUUCCAACUUUGAGAAGGAUGAGGAUGGUGGGAGCCCGGAAAAGGUGGAACAGGCAGCGGGAAGCGCGGUACCUGUUCCCAUACCUAUUUCAGGUGCACCAAAAGAGAAAAAUGCGACCUUAAAUCCUGAGAUAGGUUCUACUUCUCAAGACGGAAGGAAGAGGAAACGGUUUUCCACGGACGCAGAUGAGGAAAUGAGCAAUCUGCGGCAUCAGUUGAUCAAUGUCUUGGAAAGGAACGGGAAAACGCUGACUGCCCAACUUGAAUCUCAAAACACCAACUUCCAAUUAGACAGGGAGCAGCGGAAAAGCCACACUGAUAGCUUAGUUGACGUUCUCAACAAGCUGGCAGAUGCUCUGGGAAGAAUUGCCGAUAAAUUAUAGUGAAGAGCAACCAGAUUACACUGUACAUAGCAGGCUUUCGUCGAGUAUCAUAGAGGUUGAAGCAUUGGUUGGAUUAUAUCAUUUAUAGGAAAAAGACAUACAUAUUUUUUAUUUUCCUAUUCUUAUUUACUUUCUACAUUAAUAGGUUCAUACAGUAACAAUAUGGUUAGGAUUUUUAAGGUCAGAAUAUACCAUAUUUCUGCUUUCUUCUGUUAUUCAUAUUUGUCACAGUGGGGUUUUAUGGAUUUUGCCUUCUAUAUUUUGGAACCUUCUAUUGAUUAACAGAGCAACAGAAUUUAGUC